AAAAAAUCUCCAAGUGGGGGGAUAUUCACACGAGUUCGAUUCCACUCCACAUUCCUCGUUCUUUUACCUCUAACAGCUUCUGUGAUUGGACGGUUAUCGCUCCAAGUCCGGAAUCCUCCCUUCUGCUCGAUAUUUCACCGAUAUAAUCAAUAGUAGUCCAAAUGGCUGACAGCAACAGUUUGCUUGAAGAUGGCCAAUCACUCCAAGACAUGAUGAACGAUGGCGUUGGACUCACUUACAAUGACUUUAUAAUCCUCCCAGGAUAUAUCGAUUUUACACCGGACGCAGUUGACUUGACGACCCAAUUGACCAAAAAAAUAACGCUCAAAUCGCCGCUUGUUUCGUCUCCGAUGGACACUGUGACAGAAUCGUCAAUGGCGAUUGCAAUGGCGCUUUGUGGUGGGAUUGGGGUGAUUCAUCACAAUUGCUCCCCCUCGUAUCAAGCCAACGAAGUACUUAAAGUAAAAAAAUACAAACACGGAUUUAUUCAUAAUCCGGUCGUUUUGUGUCCGACAAAUACGGUUGCUGAUGUGCUCAAAACUAAGAAGGAACAAGGUUUUUCGGGCAUUCCGAUCACUGAAGAUGGAAAAAUGGGCGGAAAGCUUGUUGGAAUUGUGACGUCGAGAGAUCUUGAUUUUCUUGAAGAUCAAAAUUACUCAAACUCUAAACUCGAAACUAUAAUGACCAAACUAGAAGAUCUCGUAACGGCUCAGUCUGGAGUGACCCUUCCCGAAGCCAACUCAAUCCUUGCCAAAAGCAAAAAGGGCAAACUCCCAAUCGUAAACGCCGAAGGCAACCUCGUUGCCUUAAUGGCCCGAACCGAUUUGAAAAAAGCGAAAAGCUACCCCACAGCAUCUAAAGACGAUAAUAAACAAUUGAUCGUCGGAGCAGCUAUUGGAACACGCGACGAAGACAAAGAACGACUGAAACUCCUAGUCAAUGCCGGAGUUGACGUUAUUGUUCUCGAUUCCUCGCAAGGAAAUUCAGUUUAUCAAAUAGAAAUGAUCAAAUAUAUUAAAAAAUCGUAUCCGAGCCUGCAAGUGAUUGCUGGGAAUGUGGUAACCGCCAAACAGGCGAAGAAUUUAAUAGAUGCUGGUGCCGAUGCGCUACGUUGUGGCAUGGGGAGUGGGAGUAUUUGCAUAACGCAGGAGGUGAUGGCCGUUGGGAGGGCACAAGCUACAGCGGUCUACAGGGUGGCGCAGUAUGCGAAGAGAUACGGAGUGCCUGUUAUUGCAGAUGGGGGGAUUCAAUCGAUUGGGCACAUAAUCAAGGCUUUGGCAUUGGGGGCAUCUUCUGUGAUGAUGGGGUCGAUGCUGGCCGGUACCUCCGAAGCACCCGGCGAAUAUUACUUUUCUGAUGGUGUAAGAUUAAAAAAAUAUAGGGGUAUGGGCAGUAUUGAAGCAAUGAACCGGAAAGAUGCCAUGGGUUCUGCCAUGAACAGAUACUUCCACAGCGAUGCCGACAAACUAAAAGUGGCUCAAGGUGUUAGUGGAAGUAUUGUAGACAAGGGAUCUGUUUUCCGCUUCGUUCCAUAUUUGCAAUGUGGAAUUAGACACGGCUGUCAAGAUAUAGGAGUCAAAUCUCUGACUAAGCUUAAAGAAUUGAUCGAUUGUGGGGAGGUUCGAUUUGAGAAGAGAACACAUUCGGCGCAAUUGGAAGGAAACGUUCAUGGUUUAUUCUCGUACGAGAAAAGAUUGUUUUAGCAAGAGUGCGGUGGGAAUUAAGUUGUAAAUAAAUACUUAUGUGAUAUAGGUACGAUCGGUGUCGCAUUUUCUGAUAUUUGUAAAUAUUGUGUAUUUCCAACAAUUUGCGUUUACACUUUUAAACAAUCAUUUUUGUUGUGAAAGUAUUAUGGAAAUUUUAAUACAAUAGAAGCAUAUUUAUUUAAGACUAUAUAUUUAUAAGUGUACCUAUAUUUUUUAUAUUAGUUAUGUUUUAUUAAAAAAUUAUGAAAA
Molecule: messenger RNA, 1955 nt
Organism: Tribolium castaneum (red flour beetle)
Lineage: Eukaryota; Metazoa; Arthropoda; Insecta; Coleoptera; Tenebrionidae
Gene: ras
Product: raspberry
Exons: 9
Coding region: 162-1703 (513 amino acids)
Biological process (GO): GTP biosynthetic process
Cellular component (GO): cytoplasm
Molecular function (GO): IMP dehydrogenase activity
Source: RefSeq, a predicted model, not a curated record